Molecule: messenger RNA, 2271 nt
Organism: Clupea harengus (Atlantic herring)
Lineage: Eukaryota; Metazoa; Chordata; Actinopteri; Clupeiformes; Clupeidae
Product: exocyst complex component 7-like
Exons: 11
Coding region: 188-1297 (369 amino acids)
Source: RefSeq, a predicted model, not a curated record
GCAAGAAACGCUGGCAUUUAUUCGUGAGAACUUAGAGAAGAGUGACUAGCUAACAAAAGGAAUGGUGUCCAUUCUGUCAUCGUUUGAGAGCCGACUGAUGCAGCUGGAGAACUCUAUUAUCCCGGUGCACAAGCAGACAGAGAACCUUCAGCGACUGCAGUAGAAUGUGGACAAGACCCUCUCCUGCAUGGAUCACGUAAUCAGCUACUACCAUGUUGCCAAGGAUACUGACAAGAUCAUCAGAGAGGGACCCACAGGGCGACUGGAUGAGUACCUGGCCUGUAUCGCAAAGAUCCAGAAAGCUGUGGAGUAUUUCCAGGACAACAAUCCUGACAGCCCAGAACUCAACUUAGUGAAAGCCAGAUUUGAAAAGGGAAAGGAGAGUCUGGAGACUGAGUUCCGUGGCCUGCUGACCCGCUACAGCAAACCUGUGCCCCCCAUCCUCAUCCUGGAUGCCAUUGGUGUGGACGACGAGCUGGAGGUCCAGGAGGAAGUGACCCUGGAGCACCUGCCUGAGGCCGUGUUGCAGGACAUCAUCAUCAUCUCCGGAUGGCUGGUAGAGUACGGACGCACCCAGGACUUCAUGAACGUGUACUUCCAGAUCCGCCAGCUGGACCGCUCCAUUAAGGGGCUGAAGGAGCAUUUCUGCAAGAGCAGUGCCUCCUCCGGCAUCCUCUACUCACCGGCAGUUCAGACCAAACGCAAAGACACCCCCACCAAGAAGGCCCCCAAAAGACCAGUCUACAUCCCAGGUCACGAUUAUGACCUGCGGGCCAAACACCUGAAUGAUGCCCUGAAUGAGAAGCACGGGGCGAGUACAGGGAAGGACGACGUGCUGGAUAUCGAGAUCGACUCCUACAUCCACUGCAUCAGUGCCUUCAUCAAGCUGGCCCAGAGCGAGUACGUUCUGCUCGCGGAGAUCAUCCCAGAACACCACCAGAAGAAGACCUUCGACUCACUCAUUCAGGAGGCCCUGGAUAACCUGAUGUUAGAGGGGGAUAACAUUGUGUCGGCCGCACGCCGGGCCAUCGUGCACCUUAAGCAGACCAAGCCUGACUUUGACACUACCCUACAGGGCACAGCUGCCAGCACUAAGAACAAGCUCCCUACCCUCAUCACCUCCAUGGAGACCAUCGGAGCCAAAGCCCUGGAGGAGUUUGCAGACAGCAUCAAGAAUGACCCUGAUAAGGAGUACAACAUGCCGAAGGAUGGAACAGUCCAUGAGUUGACCAGUAAUGUGAGCGUGCUUGAACAGUUUAAUUCUCAUUGUCUUGUAUUGGUGAAUGUGAUCACAUGAAUGUCAGCAUAGAGAUGAAGAGGUUUAGUCAGACAGAAUUCCCAACGAGUUACUGAGUGUGUGGUGUUAAGAAUUCGGAUUCCGAUUGCAUGACAUUGUGCGUAAACAGCAAGCAUGCUCUGAUGUGUAAAGAGCUAGAUUUAGCCCAAAUGGAAACAUCUUGGCCCAUAAUGUCUUCCCAUCUCACAUCUGUGGCCAAGGUCACCGCCCUUUCCCUGCACUGAUAAAUACCUAAGGCAUCUCUCUCUUGUUUAGUGCCUUUACUUGUAUUGGCGAACAUUCGUCUUACCGCAUAGCUUUCCUCUGUUGAUUGCUCUCUCUUUCUCUUUCAUUCUCACUCUUGCUUUCUUAAACUAACAUUCUCUCCCCUUUUCUCCCUAUUCCUCCCUAGUAUCAGAUGAGAAAAGCUUAAGAAGUUAAUUAUCGGCAUCAACAGAUGUAAACAUUUCUGCCGAUGUUCCUGGCCGAUAAGGUCUCAGGGAAGCAUUAUACAAACCUGUUCAAAUAGGAUGAGAUUGACAUUUUUAUUGAAAAUCUAAUUAGAAAUCUAGUCCGAGGUGUGUUUUAGGGUAGAAUCAAAGUAGAAGUUGUGAGUCUGUUCUACAACAAGUAGGCCAUCACAGAGAGUAAUAGCUCAACUCUAGUAAAGGAGAGACUUGUGUUCUCUUCAAUGAAAUAAAAAAAAGAUGAGUAUAUAUCAGUAUCAUCAUCAGCUAUCAGCCAAAAAGAGUUGAUGAAAUUAUAAAAAUGAUCAGCAAAAAUUCAAUUCCGUGGGGGAGCUGUGGCGCAAGUAGCAGCCCCGACCAUAAACCGACUUGAACGCCCACGGGAACCCGGGUUCGAAUCCGAGCCGCGGCCAUUUACCGAUCCCGCUCCCCACCUCUUCUCUCCAGCUCAUUUCCUGUCAAAAACCUUCCCUAUCCUAUCUGAUUAAAAGCAAAAAGCCCAAAAAUAAAUCUUUAAAAAAAAAAAAA